AUGGCAGAUCGCGACGAGGAACGACAGCCGCUCUUGGCCCAGCAGCGACGACCCGAGGUCGAUGGCGCCCACGCCGCACCAUGGCACCGGCGCCUCGCUCGCUCCUGGCCCAUCAUCCGCGUCCUGGUCUUUGCCACCUUCUACGGCAUCGCUUUCUACUCGGGAACCCCCACGCUACUGGAUCAGACCCGCGCCUUCACCUGCGCUUUCCACUACGAGCGCCACCCCGAGCUCUGGCCAUUGAGCCCCGGCUCCGCCUUGCCCCUCGACUCGGACCAUCCUUGCGCGGUACCAGGCGUGGAGGCCAAGUUCGGCGUCGUCAAUGCCAUCUCCAGCUUCGCAAGCAUGGGGCUCUCGUCGAUCAGCAUGCUCUUCUACGGUCCCCGUCUGUCGACUUGGGGCAGGAAGCCACUGAUCACCCUCGCCACCUUCAGCUGCAUGUUCGGCCUGCUGCCCUACAUCCUCUUGCCCCUCGGCUACCCUUACGGCCCGCUGCCGGACAGCGUCGCCGUCAGCCCGACCGUCUCCCUGGGCCUCGUCCUCCUCGCAUCCUGCCUGCAAGGUCUGAUGGGCGACACCGCCUUGGUCUACCUCGUCAUGAACGCGCUCGCCGUCGACGCGUCAAGGCCAGAGACGCGCAGCAUCUACCUCAGCUGGAUCCUGACCGCCACCCUCAUCGGCUGCUUUGUCGGGCCGACGCUUGCCGCGUGGGUCAUUCAGCGGUCCAGGCGCAUCAAGGCGGUCUCGACAGCCCUGAUGCAAGCGGCGGUCACGGCGUACCGCUGGGUUGAGCAUCCAAAGCACGGCAACGACCACGGUUCCGUUCCCGGCCACGGCAUUGACACGGGAGAUCGACCGGUCUUCGGUGCGCCCAGCGAUGGCGACACUGGGCACGGCGUGCCUCGCAUCCCCGCACCGCCAGGGCCUCCAGGGGUACCCCCUCAGCAGCCCCCGAGUUCGCUACACGGCAACACGGCGGCGCUGCGGUCAGCUCUGCUCCUGUACGCGAUCGCUCUGCUCUGGGUCAUCUUCGUCAUCCCCGAGACGGUCAAGAGGGGUGGGGAUGCCAAGAACACAGCCUCCCGGACCGGUGCCGCUGCCGCCGCGCAGGAGCCUUCGGCGGCAGCUGAAUCCGUGCCGCCGUCCCAGCCGUCCGAGGUUGGGCUGGCGACCAAGCUAUUCCGCCGGCUAGGUCCGCUCUCAGUCUUCCUCCCCGUCGUCCUCUCGUCUGGCGAGCGCGACUACCGCGUCACCAAGAUGGGCUGCGUCGUCAUGCUCUCGACCUUCGGGGCGAUGGGCCUGACGUACAUUGCCAUCUUCUCGAGCUACCGCUUCGACUGGGGUCCCGAGAAGAUCGGCUUCUUCCUCACCCUGAUUGGCGGCACGCGCGCCGUGAUGCUGAUGCUGGGAAUCCCGGCCAUCAACCGCUUCCUGGACCGUGUGGUGCCGCGUACAGCCCCCGUCGCCGCAUCGACGUGCGAUCAAGGCGGCGACGAAGACGAGGACGGAGAGCAAGACGAGGAGAGGUCGACCUCGAUCGAUGCCGUGCCGCGGCGGGCUCGCAUCGACAUCUACGUGGCGAUGGUGUCGUUCCUGAUCGAAUGGAUCGGCUACCUGGUCAUCAUCCUGGGCGCCAGCACCACGUCGCUGACGUUGAUGUCGUGCGGCACCAUCUUCCUCAGCCUCGGCGCGGGCGCCAAUCCGGCGCUCAACAGCGCGGCCAUUUCGAUCGUCACGUCACGGCGUCGGCACCUUCGUCCGGACGAUGGCGACGGCGAUGGCAGCGCCGCCGUGCUGGCGCGGCAGACGAGCGACGGCUGGAUCUCGGCGUCGUCGAUUGUCGAUUCGUUCUUCAAGUUCUUUUCGCCACUGUGCUACACGGCCGUCUACUCGCUCACCAUCGACUCGAGGGCGCCCGCGGCGUGCUUCUUUAUCCCCAUUGUCUCGUUUGGCGCCGCCACGGCGCUCUUGUGGUCGAUCCUCUAG
Molecule: messenger RNA, 1986 nt
Organism: Pseudozyma flocculosa PF-1
Lineage: Eukaryota; Fungi; Basidiomycota; Ustilaginomycetes; Ustilaginales; Ustilaginaceae
Exons: 1
Coding region: 1-1986 (661 amino acids)
Biological process (GO): transmembrane transport
Cellular component (GO): membrane
Molecular function (GO): transmembrane transporter activity
Source: RefSeq, a predicted model, not a curated record